Aegilops tauschii subsp. strangulata is the source of this 986-nucleotide messenger RNA. The record is from RefSeq and is a predicted model, not a curated record. NCBI's taxonomy places the organism in Eukaryota, Viridiplantae, Streptophyta, Magnoliopsida, Poales, Poaceae.
UCUCUUGUUCGAUCGGGCGGUGCCCCUUGUCUGAGCUGACCGAGCUCUCCAAUACAUAGAGCAGAGGACCUCAGCUGCUGCUGUUUACUACUGCCAGCACACAUUCCACUACAGACUACAGUGCCAGCCACCCGGAGAGGGAGAGAGCCGGGAGAGGGGGAGAAGCAGCCAUGCGGUGGUGCUACGUGGGGAAGGCGACCAAGAUCUUCUUCGCCGUCGUGGCCGCGCUCGCUGUCGUCGGUCUCAUCGUUGCCGUCGGCGCCGUCAUCCACCGCGCCAAGUCCCAUCGCAACUCGGGCGCCGCCUGCGCCACCGCCGCCGGCGGGUGUCAGCCAGUCCCGCCCGGGACCGUCAGCCAACAGCCAUCCAUGCCUUCCACCGCGGUCACCGCUCCGCCGCCGCCGCCAAAUCCCACCUUUCCUGCCCCGGGAACCGCCUUACCGCCGCCGCAGUCGCUGGUGCCCCCUCUGCAGCCCCCACCAGCACCAAUUGCGUCGCCCUCGCCGGCCACAUUUGCGUCCCCGCCGCCUCCGGACGUGCUGGUGCCGCCGCCACCAGCAAUCGCACCACCGGCGCCGGAAUUUGCGUCACAGCCGCCUCCGGCUGCGCUGGUGCCGCCGCCACCAGCGAUUGCGCCACCGGCGCCGGAAUUUGCGUCACAGCCCCCUCCGGUCGCGCUGGUGCCGCCACCGCCGGCCCCGGAUGCGCCGAGUCCGACGGCGUCCUGACUCAUGUCGCCGGUUCUUGACUAUUGAUGACUCGAUCUCAGAGCAGAUUCAGGUUGUAGGGCACCGAUUCAGGUUCAGGACAUGGAAUUAGUCUGCUGUCUUUCCUUUUCAAUUGCCGGAUUAAAUCCUUCAUCACCCCCCAUCCCACAUCGAGAUUUCACCGAUUCAAGUCGCAUCUUGUUAUAUUUGUAAUUCUGAUUCUUGUUUACUCUAUGAUGACAGUCUCGUGCUCCUCAAUGCAAAUCACUUAAAGCAAAA